This is a messenger RNA of Monoraphidium neglectum, 816 nucleotides long. RefSeq names its product Serine/threonine-protein phosphatase 4 regulatory subunit 4. The record is from RefSeq and is a predicted model, not a curated record. The transcript has 7 exons. The annotation marks the transcript as partial. NCBI's taxonomy places the organism in Eukaryota, Viridiplantae, Chlorophyta, Chlorophyceae, Sphaeropleales, Selenastraceae.
AUGCCGCCAGCUGACCUGGCAGAGUGCCUGCUGCCGCCUGCGCUCGCGGCGCUGCGGGACAACCGGGAGGAUGGCAAGGAGGUGUGUGAGGCCUGGGUCGGCGUGCUCAUCGAGCUGCUCCCGUCCCUGGGGCGCGACGCGGGCGCGCGCGAGGUGCUGCAGCUGGCGCUGUCCAAGGGGCAGGUGGACGAGAGCGUCGCGAGCCGCGUGCUGUGCUGCCGGCUGCUCGGGGCCGUCACGCCCAGGCUGCGGCGGGAGGACGUCGAGGCUAGCUACUCAGCCAAGAUGGUGGCGCUGUGCCAAGAUACAGACUACCAGGUGCGCGUCGCCGCCUGCCAGCAGCUGCCGGCGCUCGCGCGCAGCCUGGGCGAGGACGGGCUGCGGCGGCAGCUGCUGGAGGAGCUGGCGCAGCUGCUGGAAGACGAGGAGGUGCAGGUCAGGGCAGCUGCGCUGGCCUGCCUGGCGGACGUCGUGCAGUGGGUGGGCCCCGAGCUGCGGGCGGCGUCCCUGCUGCCGUUGAUACGCGGCCACAUGCAGCCACUCGGGUUGGAGGUGCCCGUACAGCGCUCCCUGGCCGGCCUGUUUCCCACAAUCCUUGCUGCGGUGCGCGACCAGCUGGCGGCGGGCGACGCGGCGCUUUUCUACAGCUGCUUCCGUCACCUCGCCGCGCGGCCCGACGCGGAGCUGCGGCGCGCGUGCGCCGCGCAGCUGGUGCCGCUGAUGCGGGCGCCGCUGCCGGGGGCGGCGGGGUCAUAUUUCCAUGACACGUGGGCUGACAUGGCGCUCGAUCACGACGAGCAGGCGAGCGUAAUCGGC